UCUCCUCCUCCUGCUGCUGCUGCCCUCCCUGGCUGCUCCCCAUCCGCCUCUGAGCCUCCUGCUUCUCCUGCUUCUCCCGGAGCCCCCCAUCAGCCAUGAACCCCGCCGCCGAGGGGGCGGCCGAGGAAGGGGCCCUGCCCGAUUCGGAGGUGGACGCCUUUUUCCGGACAGGAUCUUUCAGAAAUGAUGGCUUAAAAGCUGCUGACGUUCUUCCCAUACUAAAGGAAAAAGUGGCCUUUGUCUCAGGUGGCCGUGAUAAACGUGGCGGUCCUAUCUUGACAUUUCCAGCACGCAGCAAUCAUGACAGAAUAAGGCAGGAAGACCUUCGGAAACUUGUGACUUACUUGGCUAGCGUACCGAGUGAAGAUGUCUGCAAACGAGGGUUCACUGUCAUCAUUGAUAUGAGGGGGUCUAAAUGGGACCUGAUCAAGCCUCUCUUGAAGACUCUCCAGGAGGCCUUUCCUGCAGAAAUCCAUGUUGCCCUGAUAAUCAAGCCUGAUAACUUCUGGCAGAAGCAGAAGACAAAUUUUGGAAGUUCAAAAUUUAUCUUUGAGACAAGCAUGGUCUCUGUGGAAGGCCUAGCAAAACUGGUGGAUCCCUCCCAACUCACUGAGGAGUUUGAAGGAUCUUUGGAUUACAAUCAUGAUGAAUGGAUAGAGCUGAGAGUCUCUUUGGAAGAGUUUUUUAACAGUGCAAUCCAUUUGUUAUCCAGAUUAGAGGACCUUCAGGAAAUGUUGGCUAGGAAGGAAUUUCCAUGGGAUGUGGAGGGUUCAAGAAGACUUAUAGAUGAACAACAGCUCAAGAAGAAAGUAAUUAAAGCUCCGGUAGAAGAACUGGACCGUGAAGGCAGAGGUUUGUUACAGUGCUAUAGGUGCAGUGAUGGUUUUUCUGGUAGGAACUGCAUUCCUGGCAGUGCAGAUUUCCAAAGUCUUGUGCCAAGAUCACCAGCCUUUUGGACAAACGCAUUCAACCGCGGGCAACACUUGCAUCAGAUGUGGCAUGCGAAAUUGAAACUGGACCAGUGCUUUCAACUUCGACUUUUGAGACAGGAUGCAGAAAAAGGUAAGAUGUUUGACUGGAUCAGCCACAACAAAGAGUUGUUUCUGCAGAGUCACACUGAAAUUGGGGUGAGCUACCAACAUGCCCUAGAUUUACAGACGCAGCAUAACCACUUUGCUAUGAAUUCCAUGAAUGCUUAUGUGAACAUAAACCGCAUCAUGUCAGUCGCAUCCAGGCUUUCAGAGGCUGGCCAUUAUGCUUCUCAGCAAAUUAAGCAGAUAUCUACACAACUAGAUCAAGAAUGGAAAAGCUUUGCUGCAGCACUGGAUGAGCGCAGCACCAUUCUGGCCAUGUCUGCUGUGUUUCACCAGAAGGCUGAACAGUUUCUCUCUGGUGUGGAUGCUUGGUGCAAAAUGUGCAGUGAAGGUGGCCUCCCAUCAGAAAUGCAAGACCUAGAACUGGCCAUCCAUCAUCAUCAGUCCCUUUAUGAACAGGUCACCCAGGCUUACACGGAGGUGAGUCAAGAUGGAAAGGCUUUGCUGGAUGUCCUACAGCGUCCUUUGAGUCCUGGGAACUCAGAAUCUCUCACUGCCACAGCUAAUUAUUCCAAGGCUGUUCACCAAGUUUUGGAUGUGGUCCAUGAGGUUUUACAUCACCAACGUCGCCUAGAGAGCAUUUGGCAGCACAGGAAGGUCCGAUUACAUCAGAGGCUUCAACUUUGUGUUUUCCAGCAAGAUGUUCAACAGGUGCUGGACUGGAUUGAAAACCAUGGAGAGGCAUUUCUUAGUAAACACACAGGAGUGGGAAAAUCUCUUCAUAGGGCACGAGCUCUUCAGAAAAGACAUGAUGAUUUUGAAGAAGUCGCACAGAAUACCUAUACUAAUGCAGACAAGCUACUGGAAGCUGCAGAACAAUUAGCACAGACUGGGGAGUGUGAUCCUGAAGAAAUCUACAAAGCAGCACGGCAUCUGGAAGUAAGGAUUCAGGACUUUGUCAGAAGAGUGGAGCAGAGGAAACUUCUUUUGGACAUGUCUGUUUCCUUCCACACUCAUACUAAAGAGCUGUGGACAUGGAUGGAAGAUCUCCAGAAGGAGCUCUUGGAAGAUGUCUGCGCUGAUUCUGUAGAUGCUGUUCAAGAGCUUAUUAAGCAGUUUCAGCAGCAGCAGACAGCUACUCUCGAUGCUACCCUGAAUGUAAUCAAGGAAGGUGAAGAUUUAAUCCAGCAGCUCAGGGAUUCAGCAGUCUCCAACAAUAAAACACCACACAAUAGUUCCAUUAGCCACAUUGAAUCAGUCCUCCAGCAGCUUGAUGAAGCCCAGGUACAGAUGGAAGAACUCUUCCACGAGAGGAAAAUUAAGCUAGACAUCUUUCUUCAGCUCCGGAUUUUUGAACAGUAUACCAUUGAGGUGACAGCUGAAUUAGAUGCCUGGAAUGAGGACUUGUUAAGGCAAAUGAAUGAUUUCAAUACUGAAGACUUGACCCUGGCAGAACAACGUCUACAGCGACACACGGAGCGUAAAUUGGCUAUGAACAAUAUGACUUUUGAGGUUAUCCAGCAAGGGCAAGAUUUGCAUCAGUACAUUAUGGAAGUCCAAGCUUCAGGCAUUGAAUUAAUCUGUGAAAAGGACAUCGAUCUAGCAACACAAGUGCAGGAGCUACUGGAAUUUCUUCAUGAGAAGCAACAUGAGCUGGAGCUCAAUGCCGAUCAGACGCACAAGCGGCUAGAGCAGUGUCUUCAGCUCCGGCACCUACAAGCAGAGGUCAAGCAGGUCCUUGGCUGGAUCCGGAAUGGAGAAUCGAUGCUCAAUGCCAGUCUUGUCAACGCAAGCUCCUUGUCAGAAGCUGAGCAGCUCCAGAGAGAGCAUGAGCAAUUCCAGCUGGCCAUAGAGAAGACACACCAGAGUGCCCUCCAGGUACAGCAGAAGGCAGAGGUAUUGCUGCAGGCUGGGCACUAUGAUGCUGACGCCAUCAGAGAAUGUGCAGAGAAGGUGGCAUUGCAUUGGCAGCAGCUGAUGCUCAAGAUGGAAGACAGGCUGAAGCUGGUUAAUGCAUCUGUUGCUUUUUAUAAAACUUCAGAACAGGUUUGCAGUGUGUUGGAGAGCUUGGAACAGGAGUAUCGAAGGGAUGAAGACUGGUGUGGAGGCCGUGAUAAGCUUGGACCAGCAUCUGAAAUAGAUCAUGUUAUCCCCUUAAUCAGCAAACAUCUGGAACAAAAGGAAGCCUUUCUCAAGGCCUGCACACUAGCACGAAGGAAUGCAGAAGUGUUUCUCAAGUACAUUCACCGAAACAACGUCAGCAUGCCAGGGGUAGUGAGCCAUACAAGGGGACCUGAGCAACAAGUCAAAGCCAUUUUGAGUGAGCUUCUACAGAGAGAGAACCGUGUUCUUCACUUCUGGACCCUGAAGAAACGACGAUUAGAUCAGUGUCAGCAGUAUGUGGUCUUUGAACGCAGUGCUAAGCAGGCCUUAGACUGGAUUCAGGAAACAGGAGAGUAUUACCUUUCUACUCACAACUCCACAGGAGAAUCAGCAGAAGAAACACAGGAACUUUUGAAAGAAUAUGGAGAAUUCAAAGUACCUGCCAAGCAAACCAAGGAGAAAGUGAAGCUUCUCAUUCAGCUGGCCGAUAGCUUUGUAGAGAAAGGACAUACUCAUGCCACUGAAAUCAGGAAGUGGGUUACCACUGUUGACAAACGCUAUCGAGACUUUUCAAUGCGGAUGGGGAAAUACCGUUACUCUUUGGAAAAAGCUCUUGGAAUCAAUACAGAGGAUAACAAGGACCUAGAGUUGGACAUCAUCCCAGCAAGUCUGUCAGAUCGUGAAGUGAAGCUACGGGAUGCCAAUCAUGAAGCUAAUGAAGAAAAAAGGAAGUCAGCCAGAAAGAAAGAAUUCAUCAUGGCUGAACUGCUUCAGACUGAGAAGGCCUAUGUCAGGGAUUUGCACGAAUGUUUAGAGACCUAUCUUUGGGAAAUGACAAGUGGAGUGGAAGAGAUACCACCAGGGAUUCUUAACAAAGAGCACAUAAUAUUUGGCAAUAUCCAGGAGAUCUACGACUUUCAUAAUAACAUUUUUCUGAAAGAGCUAGAAAAAUAUGAACAACUUCCUGAAGAUGUGGGACACUGCUUUGUCACUUGGGCUGAUAAAUUUCAGAUGUAUGUUACCUACUGCAAAAACAAGCCUGACUCCAGCCAGCUGAUCCUAGAGCAUGCAGGAACAUUCUUUGAUGAAAUUCAACAAAGACAUGGUCUGGCAAAUUCUAUUUCCUCAUACUUAAUUAAACCUGUCCAGAGGAUUACCAAGUAUCAACUUUUAUUGAAGGAGCUUUUAACGUGCUGUGAAGAAGGAAAAGGAGAACUCAAGGAUGGUUUGGAAGUGAUGCUCAGUGUCCCUAAGAAAGCUAAUGAUGCCAUGCAUGUCAGCAUGCUGGAAGGAUUUGAUGAAAACUUAGAUGUUCAAGGAGAACUGAUUCUUCAGGAUUCAUUCCAAGUGUGGGACCCCAAGUCUCUCAUUCGAAAGGGCCGUGAAAGGCACUUAUUUCUCUUUGAAAUCUCUCUAGUUUUUAGCAAAGAGAUCAAAGAUUCUGCAGGACACACUAAAUAUGUUUACAAGAACAAAUUACUGACCUCAGAACUGGGAGUGACUGAACAUGUGGAAGGAGAUCCUUGUAAAUUUGCCUUAUGGUCUGGGAGGACUCCCUCUUCAGAUAACAAAACAGUGCUGAAAGCAUCCAAUAUUGAAACAAAACAAGAAUGGAUAAAAAAUAUUCGGGAAGUGAUACAGGAAAGGAUUAUACACUUAAAAGGAGCUUUGAAAGAGCCAAUACAUCUUCCCAAGACCCCAGUGAAGCAAAGAAACAACAGUAAGAGAGAGGGAGGAGAAGAUGCUGACAGUCAAGGAGAUGGAAGCAGUCAGCCUGAUACAAUUUCAAUUGCAUCCAGGACUUCCCAGAAUACAGUGGACAGUGACAAGCUGUCUGGAGGAUGUGAACUAACUGUGGUACUACAAGACUUUAUUGCCAGCCACAGCAGUGAGCUGAGUAUCCAAGUGGGGCAAACUGUGGAGUUACUAGAAAGGCCAAGUGAAAGGCCAGGCUGGUGUUUGGUACGGACAACGGAACGAAGUCCACCUCAGGAAGGCCUGGUCCCCAGCAGUGCCCUUUGCAUUUCUCAUUCCCGGAGCAGUGUGGAGAUGGACUGCUUCUUCCCUUCAGGAAAAGAUUCUUAUUCAGCCUCCUCCAAUGAAAAUGGUGGAAAGUCAGAAUCUGUGGCCAAUUUGCAGCCUCAGUCAUCCCUCAAUUCUAUCCAGAGCUCCCCAGGCCCAAAGCGCUCAACCAACACACUGAAAAAGUGGCUAACAAGCCCUGUACGCCGACUGAACAGUGGCAAGGCAGAGAGUAACAUCAAAAAGCAGAAGAAAGUACGUGAAGGAAGGAAGAGCUUUGACCUAGGAUCUCCCAAGCCUGGGGAUGAAACCACACCUCAGGGAGACAGUGCAGAUGAGGUACAGAAGAGCAAGAAAGGUUGGGGUGAAGAUGAACCAGAUGAAGAAUCUCAUACACCACUCCCUCCACCAAUGAAGAUUUUUGAUAAUGAUCCUACACAAGAUGAAAUGUCCUCCUCUUUGCUAGCUGCUCGACAGAGCACCUCUGAUGUCCCAUCUGCUGCGGAUCUUGUCAGUGCAAUAGAAAAACUGGUCAAAAGCAAGCUGACUUUAGAAGGAGGCUCUUACCGAGGAAGCUUGAAAGAUACCACUGGAUGCUUGAAUGAAAACGUGACACCUUCAACUCCUCCUUCAAGAAACCUUGAAGAGGAACAAAAAGCCAAAGCUAUGAGAGGCAGGAUGUUUGUUCUAAAUGAACUAGUACAGACAGAGAAAGACUACGUCAAAGACUUAGGAAUUGUGGUGGAGGGAUUCAUGAAAAGAAUAGAAGAAAAAGGUGUUCCUGAUGACAUGAAAGGAAAAGACAAGAUUGUAUUUGGAAACAUUCACCAGAUAUAUGAUUGGCACAAAGAUUUUUUUCUUGCUGAAUUGGAAAAGUGCCUUCAGGAGCAUGACCGUUUAGCACAGCUCUUCAUCAAACAUGAGAGGCGAUUACACAUGUAUGUGGUGUACUGUCAAAACAAACCAAAAUCUGAAUAUAUAGUAGCAGAAUGUGGUCCGUAUUUUGAGGAGAUACAGCAAGAAAUAAACCAGCGGCUAUCUCUCAGUGACUUCUUAAUCAAACCCAUUCAAAGAAUAACCAAGUAUCAGCUGCUACUCAAGGACUUUUUAAAAUAUAGUGAAAAGGCUGGACUGGAAUGUUCAGAGAUAGAGAAAGCUGUCGAGUUGAUGUGCCUUGUUCCUAAACGCUGCAAUGACAUGAUGAACCUGGGCCGUCUUCAGGGUUUUGAGGGAAAACUGGCAGCCCAAGGGAAGUUACUGCAGCAGGAUACAUUCUAUGUAAUAGAACAGGAUUCUGGAGGGCUGUCUCGGCCAAAGGAGCGCAGAGUUUUCCUCUUUGAGCAAAUAGUCAUCUUUAGUGAACUACUUAGGAAAGGUUCUCUUACUCCUGGGUACCUAUUUAAGCGAAGCAUCAAGAUGACAUACCUAAUUCUAGAAGAAAAUGUGGACAAUGAUCCUUGCAAGUUUGCUCUCAUGAGUCGGGAAACAUCAGAAAGACUCGUCUUGCAGGCUGCCAAUCCUGAAAUCCAGCAAGCAUGGAUACAGGAUAUCAAUCAAGUGUUGGACACUCAGAGGGAUUUUUUAAAUGCACUACAGUCUCCCAUAGAGUAUCAACGCAAAGAAAGCAGCAGCUCAGCUAUAAUGAGACCACAAGCCAGCAGGGUACCCCAACCCAUCACCAGACCCUAUUCCUCAGGUCCUGUUGGGUCUGAUAAACCUUUGAAGGCGACUAUGCGUAACCCAUCUCUUCCACCUCUCAAGAUAUCUACCUCUAAUGGCAGCACAGGGCAUGAGCAGCACCAGACUGGGGACAAAUAUGAACAAAGCAAGAAUGACUUGGGCGGGUGCAAUGGGACCUCUUCUAUGGUAGUCAUCAAAGAUUACUAUGCACUGAAGGAGAAUGAAAUCUGUGUCAACCAAGGUGAAAUAGUCCAAGUACUUGCCAUUAACCAGCAAAACAUGUUCCUUGUGUACCAGCCUGCCAAUGACCAUUCACCAGCAGCAGAAGGAUGGAUCCCAGGGAAUAUCUUGGCUCCCCUCACUAAGUCAGCUACAGAUAAUAACGACGGAAGCAUAAAGAAGUCAUGUUCAUGGCAUACCCUGCGCAUGAGAAAGCGGGCGGAAAAGGAAAGCAGUGGCAAAACUGAAGCCAAUGGCCUACGUAAACCCAAGGAUAUUCUGGGCAACAAAGUCUCUGUUAAAGAGACAAACAGUUCAGAGGAGUCAGAAUGUGAUGACCUUGACCCCAACACUAGCAUGGAGAUCAUCAACCCAAACUUCAUCCAGGAAGUUGCUCCAGAGUUUCUCAUGCCUUUAGUGGAUAUCACUUGCUUGCUUGGAGACACAGUCAUGUUGCAGUGCAAAGUCUGUGGACGACCAAAACCAACCAUAACUUGGAAAGGACCUGAUCAAAACCUUCUUGACAACGACAACAGUACAGCUGGAUAUACAGUUACUUCCUGUGAGUCAGGUGAAAUCACCCUGAAAAUCUGUAACGUGAUGCCUCAAGACAGUGGUAUUUACACCUGUGUGGCAACAAAUGAACUCGGAUCAGCAUCCACCUCAGCUACAAUCAAAGUACAAGGUGUCCCUGCAGCCCCAAAUCGUCCUCUUGCUCAGGAAAGAAGCUGCACCUCCGUCAUUCUUCGUUGGCUGCCUCCAUCCAGUACAGGGAAUUGCACUAUUUCAGGUUACACAGUGGAGUACAGAGAAGAAGGUAUGAGCAUUACUUGGCUUUUUCUAUGACAGCACUUGUGUCUGCUUUUAGUUUAUGUUCCGUACCCAUUGGGUAUAGCAUAGCAGCUUGAAUGUUGGACAAUGACUCUGGAGACUGGAGUGCAAU
Molecule: messenger RNA, 8001 nt
Organism: Sceloporus undulatus (fence lizard)
Lineage: Eukaryota; Metazoa; Chordata; Lepidosauria; Squamata; Phrynosomatidae
Gene: KALRN
Product: kalirin RhoGEF kinase
Cellular component (GO): cytoplasm
Molecular function (GO): guanyl-nucleotide exchange factor activity; protein binding
Source: RefSeq, a predicted model, not a curated record